AUGUCGCCUUCGCCAGAUGCCAGCACCUUGAACAACAAACAGUUGUUGCCGCCGCCGCCGCCGCCGCAGCCGCCUCCGACAGAAACUCAAUCAACCGUUAUAAUUUCGUUUAAAUCAUCACAAACACCUGUUCAGUCUCAACACCAAACGCCCGCACAUCCCGCCACACCUCCGCCAGUGGCAACAUCGAAACGGGAUGCCACUGGUUUGGUUACGCCAACCACAACAACACCAACAACUGCAGCAUCGGAAGUUGCUGCAUCAACGCCUACCACCACCGCUGGUGUAUACUCGGAAUCGGCCGCCACAGCCGCUGUAACGGCAACACCAUCAACACCAGCCAUCGCCGGCAUUCCAGCCACUCCGGCGACUCCUGCGACUCCGGCCACCCCUGCCACACCGACAACGACGCUUAGCAACAAUGUACUCAAAAAAGUUGCUACAUUUACGGCUGAGAAGGCAGCAGCGACAGCGGCCAAUACUAUUAGCGCCAGCGCCAACGGAAGUGCCAGCGCCGCAGGCAUGGCCGGGCAUUUGGAGUACAUCAGCGGCUGUCGGCGUUUAUCUUAUGUGCCGGAGAAGUUAAGCUUCGCUGCGUAUGAAAAGUUUGAAGGUCAAAUGCUUAUGAAAUGGCUGAUUUCAUCAUUGCAACAGUCAACAGGCAACAAUCUGAACGAACAGGACUUGAAUAACCUCACAAUGCAGUAUUGUAAUAAUUUAAUAAAUGUGGGUGUGCUUAAGCAGAUUUCGGAGGAAACGGAUAUUAAAAACUUCAGUCCUUUCUACAUGUACCAGUGGACUCAUACGGAAGCGCCAACCACAUCUGUCCCGCUCACGCCUGGCAGGCUGGACACUGUAGCCGUGUGGCCGCAUUGCAGCACACCCAGCUCAGUGGCGCGCAUACCGAAGGGCGUGCAAGUUGACACCACAGCUGAUCUCUUUUUUCAACAGAAUCUCCGCAAGCGCUUACUUGCCUGCAGCAACCUCACCGAAGUGCAUGCUGUGGUAAAUGAGCUGCUCGCUCCCAGCGAAAUGACGCGACGGCCAUCUAAGCGCUGCAUAGAACUAACCGAUUUAUUAAAUGCAAGUGAAGCAACCAUUUACGAGUAUGAAAAGGGAAAUGCAACCUCGUCGGUGGUGAGUUCGGAAAAACCGAAUCAACGAGCAUCGACGAGUGAUGCCGGCAUGCAGACAGAAACACUAAUGGAGACCGGCACCGUCACAUGUCCUGUGUGCGCGCCAAAAGCGAAAGAAACCAGUGAUCGAGGCAUACAAACGGAUGCUGAGGAGGUGAAAGUGAAAGCGCCAAAACCACCGCCGCCGCCACCUCCACCACCACCAAUGGAUGCUUCCAACGCAGCACAACCUCCGCCUCCUCCGCCACCACCGCCUCCAGCGCCACCCGCUCCACCACCACCUCCUGGCAUGAAUGCACCUGCACCUCCACCACCACCACCUCCCCCAGCGCCGGCGUCCUCAACAGCUGGUCCGCCACCUCCACCACCACCUGCGCCUCUGCCUCCGCUCAACACUUCAGCUGUGCCGCCACCUCCCCCGCCCGGCGCGCCAAAGCCACCAUCCUCUUCCUCUACACCAGCGCCACUGCCAAAUCCAACUGAAGGGGCGUGGUUCCACACCACAAAUACUCUUAGAAAGACUGCCGUCAACCCGCCUAAGCCCAUGAAACCCCUAUACUGGACACGCAUAGUUACGCCAGCACCACCCCCUAGGAUUACAACUCCGCAAGCCAGUACUGACUCUAGCGGUAGCUCGCCCGACGAUGUUACCGACUCAGCAGCGCCCAAGGAAAUCUGGCAGGAGAUCGAAGAAACAAAUCUCGAUAACAUCGACGAAUUUACCGAGCUCUUCUCACGACAGGCUGUGGUACCCGUUAGCAAGCCAAAAGAGAAGAAGGUGGUACGUGUGAAGGCUAUAAAAGUGUUGGAUAGUAAGCGUUCUCAGAAUGUCGGCAUUGUGUCGCGUAGUCUACACGUCGACUUCUGUGAGAUCGAACACGCGAUCUACCAUGUGGACACAUCGGUUGUAAGCUUAGAGACAUUACAGCAGAUCAUUAACAUUAAAGCAACAAACGAGGAGUUGGAACUGAUCAAAGAGGCAGCGCAAAGCGACAUACCACUCGAUUAUCCGGAGCAAUUCCUGCUCAAAAUCUCACAGAUCUCAAUGUCUACAGAGCGUAUCUCAUGCAUUGUCUUCCAAGCCGAGUUCGAAGAGGCAGCAACGGUAAUUGCGCGAAAAUUGGAAGUUGUUGCACAGCUUUCGCAGUAUUUGAUUGAGAGCGAAGACCUUAAGCUGAUCUUCGCCAUAAUACUCACACUGGGAAAUUAUAUGAACGGCGGGAAUCGACAGCGAGGGCAAGCGGAUGGUUUCACAUUGGAGAUAUUGGGAAAGCUCAAGGACGUAAAGUCAAAAGAGUCACAGACGACGCUGUUGCAUUUCAUUGUACGAACCUAUAUCAGCAGACGACGCAAGGAAGGAGUGCAGUUGCUAGAGAUGACCCUACCCAUACCCGAACCGUCAGAUGUGGAGCGCGCAGCACAAGUGGAUUUUGAUGAGGUCAAGCAGCAUAUAAUUGAAUUGCAUAAGAAAUUGAAAGCGAACAAAAAGACAACGGAGCGUGUGGUUCUGGCCUCAACUCCAGGCACUUUGGAGCCAUUCAAAUCGAAAAUGGAGGAGUUCAUUGAGAGCGCAACAAAGACAAUCGAUAAACUCUACAAAGACUUGGAUGAGUCGCGAGAGAUGUUCAUCGAAACGAUGCGCUUCUAUCACUAUACGCCCAAAUCUCGGGCGCUGGAACAAUGCACGCCCGAUCAGUUCUUUGAGUAUUGGACGAACUUCACCAAUGACUUUAAGGACAUUUGGAAGAAGGAGAUUGCCACGUUGUAUGACGACUUGUUACGCAAGUCGAAGCAAAUUCAGACACAAUCACGCAAAAAUGUUAAAACCACAAAACUGAAGCCAGGCGGCCUUAAGGAACGUAUCCUGCGUUUGAGUAAAAAGUAAAACCAAACUACAGCAGCUCAACUUUGUAAUGCGAAAUAAAAUAUAGAGAUUUUAAUAUUUAUUAUGCAGUUUAUGGCAUUUGUUUGAAAUCGUACGAAAAUGCUUUCAUGCAUAACUUUGUUGCUUUAUAGCGUGUUUUCACUAGCUAAUUGAGUAUUAAAUUUUUUGCAAAUACAAACAAACUUUAGCUUACAAGAAAUGCACACACCAAUCGGAACGUACGUACACACUUAUACAUACAUACAUACAUACAUACAUACUUAGAAAGUAGCCUUAUAUUAAAUUUAGCAAAUAGACUA
This is a messenger RNA of Rhagoletis zephyria (snowberry fruit fly), 3320 nucleotides long. RefSeq names its product formin protein cappuccino (gene capu). Lineage: Eukaryota; Metazoa; Arthropoda; Insecta; Diptera; Tephritidae. Gene Ontology annotation, molecular function: microtubule binding; actin filament binding. The record is from RefSeq and is a predicted model, not a curated record. Gene Ontology annotation, cellular component: cytoplasm; actin filament; cytoskeleton. Gene Ontology annotation, biological process: actin nucleation; cortical actin cytoskeleton organization.